Molecule: messenger RNA, 3227 nt
Organism: Triticum aestivum (bread wheat)
Lineage: Eukaryota; Viridiplantae; Streptophyta; Magnoliopsida; Poales; Poaceae
Product: transcription factor bHLH76
Exons: 10
Coding region: 2057-2986 (309 amino acids)
Biological process (GO): regulation of DNA-templated transcription
Cellular component (GO): nucleus
Molecular function (GO): protein dimerization activity; DNA-binding transcription factor activity
Source: RefSeq, a predicted model, not a curated record
GCUCAUAUGCUAUGCUAAUGUGGCACCCUCUCUGCUGGCAAGUAGUUUUGCAUUUCAGCUUUUGCAUACCGGCAGUACAUUUUGGUAGUAGGAUAUUUUCUUGGGAGGAGAGUGAGCUGCUUGCAUAUUUUCCCUCCUUCCAUGAGUGCCAACUGUGUUUUUUCAACAGUGCAUGAGUGCAUUUCGGUCGAAUAUUUUCUUCGGGGACAGUGAGCUGCUUGCAUCUUCUUCCUCCUCCCAUGAGUGUCCUGUCCUCUGCGUGUUUCAGCAGUAACAUGGGCAUUUGUUUACCCCUCUCGAGAAAUUACAGUACAAGAGCAUUAUUAGCCUAGUAAUAAGUGGCAUCAGCUUUCUCCCUGGACGAUUUCGGGGCUUCAUCCUGGCGUUUUUGACUCAUGAUAUCCCCCUCGAUCUACACGCUCAAUCAAAGGGUGGAACUUUUAACGCCUCCGGGGCCCUUGUCCGUGCAUCCUGGCUGAUUUUGGCUUCUCAAUUUGGAUUGCCGCUCUUAACGUUGUUCUGCACUGCACUGGUGACAGCUGAGCACCAAGGCUCCUGCAGGCUGCAGCUUGUGUAAAUCCAGCAUCUCUCUUCGUAUCAUUCAUUGUUCCGGCAUCGAAUUUGGCCGGUGGGAGGGGCAGUACUCAGUGCUCACUGUAUGGCGAUGAGGAACCCUCCCCUUCCCCACUAGUAACAACCGGCUAAGUUUCUGGCUUUUUUGCCCUCGACCACGUUCUCCUAUGGUUUAUCGAAGUUUGCAUUUCUUUUCCAGAACACGCACGAGAUGUUGCUCUCUUUCCUGUUCUGUGGAUCUGAUUCUGUGAUGGCUAGUAGUUUUUUCAGUGUUACCUAUACACUCGCAUAGUUUGCAUCUGAUCCACCCCGUCGAACGCAAUUCUGGAGUUUUCAUGUCGAACACAUGAUUUGUGUAUAGAUCAGUACAGACUGUGAUUGGAAGAAAAGAGGACUUGAAUCAGUCUGAGCAUCCUGGUAAUGCCACCAAGUGGUGAGGUAAUUCUUGAAUAUAUGGCGCGUUUAGUUUUUCCCGGUCUCCAAUGCACAAUGUUUGCUAGUUUUUCACUUGCAUUAUGCCUAAAAUAUAGUAAAAAGAUACUCCCUCCAAUCCAAAAUAAGUGACAUGGUCUUAGUUCAAAUUUGAACUAAAACCAUGUUGCAAGUGACCGCACAUAUAUAACUUAAAAAGUAUUUUUGCGAGGCAAGUACAACGAUAUUAUUCUUGAAUCUGCAUUAUCUAAUACUUUUGCGCAUACUGGUGAUCAAAGUUUUAAAACAAUGACUGCACAUAUAAUAAUGUGACUCAUGUUUGUGGAGGGGGGUGGAGUAACAUGAUUUCAUUUGUAUUAAAAAAGGUAGUACUAUCAUGGUCUCCCUGUGGAGUUAUCAUAUCUAUAUUCCAAAGGAGCUGCACAGGUCCAUAAACUGAAUUUUCUGCAAAAGAAAGAAGGGCCAUAAACUGAAAACUUGUAUGGGGUUCUCAGAAAUCCUGGUGAUGGUGGGGCACGGUUCAAUUUCCAGUAGGGUUUAAGCAUAGAUAGAUCUGACUCAUCCAUUGAUUAGUCAUUAACCUUAUUCCGGGCUGGCCCAUACAGUACGUGGAUGACAGUGGCAUCUGAUACUCGGGCCGGUCUUGAUUUCCGCAGUACCACCAACUGUAAAAUCUCCAGCUGAUCUGCUGAAUUCAGAACUCUUUAUAUAUUCUGAUCCGCGGAUGUGAUCCAGCUGGUACACGGUUGUUAGCAGUACCGACAAUUCUAUUCCCUGUACUGUGGUGCGGUUUCCGUCUUUGCCCUUGCGUCUGUCCGUUGCAUUAGGCUCACUUAACUUUUUCACUUUGGAGGACAAUCUUUAUGUAAGGUUGCAAGGGUUAGUUGUUCCUUGUUGAGCCUUGCAAGAUAUUGACUGCCAGCUCCACCCCGAUCUGCUCCUCCGCAUUUUCCACCCUUUAAGUAAAGCAAGCCCCUUCUCACUUGCCAAACCUGGCAAUUUAGAGGGCUAGGCGUUCCUUAGAAUGGAUGCAGCAUCACACUGAGAUCAGAUGUAUUCCCCUCCCUGCUCUGCUGCUGGAAGCAACGGCGAGCGGAGCUUCACGGCCGGAGCCAACCCGCUCGCGUUGCUGGACCAUGCCAUGGAUUUCGACGAGCACGUCCUUUUUCCUAUGCACAAUGCAGGGAUGCAAGAUGGAGUUCAGUUCUACAAUCCUACUGCUGGUGGUACUGAGCUAAGUAGAAAUAUGAGCAUGGAGAAGGGUUUGAAGGGCGGUAAAAGGAAGGGCUCGGGCGAGGGCAGUUCGAUGAUGCAUUCGCAACAGGAGGAAACCGGUGCCAUGUCUCAGAGAGAGGUCAGCAUGGAGCGCGCGGGUGAGAAGGAAGGCGAUGGUGCUAGCAACAGAGAGGACUACGUGCAUAUCCGGGCGAAGCGCGGCCAGGCGACCAACAACCACAGCCUUGCAGAAAGGUUUCGGAGGGAGAAGAUCAACGAGAGGAUGAAGCAUCUACAGGACCUCGUCCCAGGUUGCAACAAGAUUACAGGCAAGGCCAUGAUGCUCGACGAGAUCAUAAACUAUGUGCAGUCCCUGCAGCGGCAGGUCGAGUUCCUCUCGAUGAAGCUCUCGGCGGUUAGCCCCGAGCUGAGCUGCGAUCUCGAUCUCCAAGACAUCCUUUGCCCGCAGGACGCCCACUCCACGUUUCCGGGAUACGGCCAGCGACUGGGCAACGUUCAUCCCAACAACAAUAUGUACAGGGCGUCGCAGCCGGGCCUCUCGCGCCCAGAACUAUACGGGAACGGGAUCAUCAUCCCGAACCCAGCAAGCGUUCAUAUGGCGAGAACGGCUCAGCAGCUGUCUGCGUUUCCCCAGAGGAGCAUUCUCUGGGACGAGGAACUUGGCAAUGUUGGUCCGGCUGCUUUCCCGUCGGACGUCGUUGGCACCAGCAGCUUGGAGAACUCCGACUCGAUGAAGGUGGAGUAGCUAGGCAGGCUGCAGCUGACGGUUAACCAUGUGCAAAGGCUGCACAGAUCUCCUCGGGCUUUAGCGAGUUUAACUGCUGUCGUUGAGAGGACGAUUCUCUAUGUGUGUGUGUGCGUGUGUGACUUUUGUACAGUUUGACUAAGCAGACGGAUGAAAAGCUUGUGGUCCGCUGUGAUGUGCCAUCUCUGCCUGGACUGGAAUUAUUAGUGGUAAUAAUGAUUGGGUUUGAUGAGUUGAUCCA